This is a messenger RNA of Amaranthus tricolor (Joseph's coat), 2606 nucleotides long. Its product is annotated as U-box domain-containing protein 34. Gene Ontology annotation, molecular function: ATP binding; ubiquitin-protein transferase activity; protein kinase activity. Lineage: Eukaryota; Viridiplantae; Streptophyta; Magnoliopsida; Caryophyllales; Amaranthaceae. The coding region runs from base 146 to 2335 and encodes 729 amino acids. The transcript is spliced from 9 exons. The record is from RefSeq and is a predicted model, not a curated record. Gene Ontology annotation, biological process: protein ubiquitination; protein phosphorylation.
UCAAACAACCUUGUAACAUAAUUACGUGUUCAUCUCCUCUUUCCUUUUCUUCCUGAUCAAAAGGUAUUAUUAUUUGGAAGACUGAACUCUUGUAAGAUCAUCAGCUGAGAACCCAAGACAACCGGCCCGGCUACUAUAUAUAGCGAUGACCACCGUAGCAGUGGCAGUUAAUAUCACCAGUAACGGUCGUGGUAACGGAAGCAAACGGGCCGUUAGAUGGGCUGUUGAUAAUUUGUUGUGUCAUGCUGAUCGAUUUGUGCUUGUUCAUGUCAUGCCCAUCGUCACCCACAUUCCUACUCCUUCGGGAACUAGUAUUCCUAUAACAGAAUUAGACUCGAAAGUAGUAGCAAAGUAUAUGGAGGAUGUAAGAGAAAAAGCUCAAGCAAUCUUUCUACAUUAUAAGAGGCUUUAUAAACCUGGCGAGGUGAAGUUUGAGACCUUGCUGCUUGAAUAUGAAAAUAUCUCGGCCGGACUUGUAGACUAUAUAAGAAAAUCAAGUGUAAGAAGCUUAGUGCUCGGAUCUGAAUCACUUAAUCGGAUUUGGAGGAGCAUAAAAGGCCAUGGCAUUCCACAGUUAGUUUUAAAAAGCGCACCUGAUACAUGUGAUAUAUUUGUUGUUUCCAAACGAAGAGUAAAGACCAAACUCGGCAGCUCAAUGAUCUCAAACGCCUUAAUUGAUCAACAGAGCUUGUUAAAAGAAACUCAUGGGCAUAAAUUACCUAUAGCGGUGACUACAGGCCAGACUCCUUUGCACUCUUCCUCUUCUAUUGAGGCAAGUCAUAGUUCUUUGUCAUCUGAUCUUUCGUCAACCGCGCAAAUGUCCAUACCCGAUUCUCAUAUAUCCUAUGAACAGUUUGAAUUGAAUAAUGAGGUAGAACAAUUGCGCUUGGAGUUGCAAACUACACUUGCUUUGUAUAAUCGGGCUUGUGAAGAUCUCGUUCAUGCUCAGAAGAAGGUACGAAUACUUUCUUCAGAAUGUGUUGAAGAAGCAGCAAAAGUAAGUGCUGCUACAGAACGUGAAGAAACACUAAGGAAAAUUGCAGAGCACGAGAAAUCGAAGCACUUGCAAGCUGUAAAAGAUGCCAGAGCUGCUAAAAAUUUACUUGCUAAAGAAUCUUACGAAAGGCAGAUAGCAGAACUCAAUGCUUUGAAAGAGUUCAAGGAGAGACAGAAAAUUGUUGAUGCGCUUAUCUCCAACGAAAGGAGAAUUAGAAGGUACACACCAGAUGAGAUUAAAGCGGCGACUGACAACUUUUCUGUGGAAAAGGUUAUUGGUAAAGGUGGUUAUGGUAAAGUCUAUCGAGGUACACUUGAUCACACGGCUGUUGCGAUUAAGGUGCUUGAGCACGAUGCCACUCACAAGAAGGAAGAGUUUCUCAAAGAGAUUAAAAUCUUUAGCCAAUUAUGCCAUCCAAAUAUUGUUUUACUACUUGGAGUGUGUUCCGAAAUGGGUUGCCUUGUAUAUGAGUACAUGGAAAACGGAAGCUUAGAAGAACAUAUUUUUUGCAAUAAAGGAAAAGCACCCCUUCCAUGGUUUGCGAGGUUUCGUAUAGCCUUUGAAAUCGCUUGUGGUCUUGCAUUCCUACACCGCAGAAAGCCCGAACCAAUUGUGCACCGUGAUCUCAAACCUGGGAAUAUCCUUCUAGGAAGAAACUACGUAACAAAAAUCAGUGAUGUUGGGUUAGCCAAACUCGUUUCUAACAACAUUCCUGAUUCAGUUACCAUGUUCGGUAACUCCUUGCUUGCCGGAACUUUGUACUAUAUAGACCCCGAGUAUCAAAGAACUGGUACCGUCAGACCUAAAUCCGACUUGUACUCUUUUGGGAUUAUACUUCUUCAGUUAUUAACUGCUCAAAUUCCAAAUGGGCUUCUAUUGGUCAUGGAGAACGCGAUUGCCAGUGGUUCCUUGCCGUAUAUACUAGAUGACUCCAUCAAAGACUGGCCGCUGGCUGAGGUAGAGGAGAUGACGAGACUUGCAUUAGACUGUUGCAAACUCAGGUGCAGAGAUAGACCUGACCUUGAAACAGAAGUCCUACCGAUUCUGAAAAAACUAGCUGAUGUUGCUGAUGCUAGUAUGAAAGUCGAACGCAACAGCAUUUUUGCGCCUAGCCAUUAUUUCUGCCCUAUUCUACAUGAAGUUAUGGAUGAUCCACAUGUUGCAGCUGACGGUUUCACAUAUGAGCGUAGAGCGAUAGAAGCAUGGCUUGAACGACACGAUGCAUCUCCGGUCACAAAGAAAAAGUUGAGUCAUUUUAAUCUUACUCCCAACAUGACCUUGCUUACUGCUAUACAAGAGUGGAAAUCUCGAUUAGCUUCGAAGCAUCCCCAACGAUGAUUCAAACAGAAAACUGUAUAUUUUCCCAUAGAAAUGAGUUCGAUUUCUAUUGGUUUUCUUGACUUAUGAUCGGUUUUGUUUAUUGCCUUCAUUUAAACGCCCCCUUUAUGUAUAUAUGAGCAGGAGGGAUGGUGAGUUUAUCUUGCUGAUAAACUUCAUUUGGAUAUCACAACUCUUUGAAUGUAUAUUCAAUAACUUAUCAAUUGUAUAUCAAAAGAUCAUGUUGAUUGUACAUUGAAUUUGAAAUGAGAGUAAAAUCACUUUAACUAUA